This is a messenger RNA of Coturnix japonica (Japanese quail), 1997 nucleotides long. It is a transcript of the gene GNL3, whose product is annotated as G protein nucleolar 3. Gene Ontology annotation, cellular component: nucleolus. Gene Ontology annotation, molecular function: GTP binding. NCBI's taxonomy places the organism in Eukaryota, Metazoa, Chordata, Aves, Galliformes, Phasianidae. The record is from RefSeq and is a predicted model, not a curated record.
AGAGCCGCCUCGCUUUACGGCAGCAACACCGGCGGGAGGAAGGGGAGGGACGGAGGAACCGCGUGAGGGAGAACGAGGCCGCCAUGAAGAGACCGAAGCUGAGGAAGGCGAGCAAGCGGCUGACGUGCCACAAGCGGUACAAGAUCCAGAAGAAGAUCCGGGAGCAUCACCGCAAGGUGCGGAAAGAGGCCAAGAAACGGGGCCGCAAGAAGAACCGCAAGGACCCGGGGGUGCCCGGAACGGCGCCGUUCAAGGAGGAGCUGCUGAGGGAGGCCGAGCUCAGGAAACAGCGGCUGGAAGAACUGAAGCAGAAGCAGAAGCUCGAAAGGCAGAAGGAGCUUGAGAGGAGGAGGAAGCUCGACGCCAAGAGGAGCACGGCUGCAGCCCAGGAACAGACCGAGGGGAAGGAAGCCUCUGGCAAAUCUGAAGCAAAGAAGACCAAGAAGGAUCUGGAUAAAAAUGCAAAGAAGUCAUUUCACAGUGAGCUUGAGAAAGUGAUCGAGAUGUCAGAUGUGCUUCUGGAGGUUUUAGAUGCCAGGGAUCCGAUGGGCUGUCGCUGUCCCCAGCUGGAACAAGCUGUUGCUGGCUCUGGAGGAGAAAAAAAGCUACUGUUGGUUCUGAACAAAAUUGAUUUAGUGCCAAAGGAAAACUUACAGAAGUGGUUGAAUUAUUUGAAGAAGGAAUUUCCAACAGUUGCCUUUAAAUCAGCGACGCUGCUGAAGGACAGGAACAUGCAGACUUUCUCGAGAAGAAGAGCACGGAUUGAUUUAUCGAGACACACUGAAAGCUUUGGAAGCACGUGCCUUGUGAAACUUCUUCAGGAGUACGGGAGGACGCAGAACAAAGCCAUUCAGGUUGGGUUAGUAGGAUUUCCUAACGUGGGGAAGAGCAGCGUAAUCAAUAGCAUUAAGAAAGAUCGUGUUUGUGAUGUUGGGCCAGCCAGAGGUGUCACCAAGUCCAUGCAAGUUGUGCGUAUUGAUAAACAGCUGAAGAUUUUAGACAGUCCAAGCAUAGUUGCAGACCGUACCAACAGCGCUGUGACAAUGGCCCUGAGGAGCAUCAUACACGGUGGGGAGUUGUGCUCAGUGAACCUGGUGAAAGCAGUAGAUGCCAUUCUGGAUCACUGCAAUAAGCAGCAGGUGAUGAUGUUCUACAGCAUCCCAGAUUUCAGGAACACUGAAGAGUUUUUAAGUUUACUUGCUCAGAAAAGGGGCAUGCUGAAAAAAGGGGGCGUUCCCGACAUAGAGAACAUGGCUAAGUCACUGCUUUGUGACUGGACUGGAGCUAAAAUAAGCUACCACUCAGAACCACCCCCAUCUCAGAUCCUGCCGCCAUACCUGACAGAAGACAAAAUAGCUGAAAUGCAGGUGGGCUUCAAUUUAAAGAAGCUGGAAGAAGAAAACAGCAGCACAGUUCAAGCUCUAAAGUACCCCAGCCCAGCAAGCAGCAUUGUUUUCCAAGCAGUUGGCAUGACUAAUGGGAAAAUAGUGAAAGAUAAGGUGGAAGAAGAAGAAUCGGAGUGGGAGGACUUGGAAAUAAGCCACGAGGAAGAAGAUUUAAUGGAAACUGAUGAUGAUCAAGACACUAUGGAAGAAGAAGAGGAGGAAAAUAACAUCAAAGAGGAUGGCAGGACUCCGAUGACCAGGAAUGCUGAGCUUGGAAUGGGACAAACAGAAAGUGAGAUCGCAGAAAGCAGAGUUGCCAACUCACUGUCGUUCAGCUCAGACAAGGCUGCAGGUGAAGAUGAUGCCUAUGAUUUUAAUACAGACUAUGUGUAACGAGGUGUGUGAAGAGGCCUGGAGGCUGUUCCUGGCUUUCAGAACAGAGAUCUCUGUUACAGGAGGUGCAGCAAUGCCAUGUACCACAGCUGCUGCCGGGGCUCCAGUCAUGUAUAUAACACUGCCUCUCUCAGCGGUUACAGGUUUUGUACAGUUGUAGGAGGCUGAAAUCCUGUACAUUCAUUGUUUAACAAUAAACAAAACUAUUUUUAAAUGUUA